Messenger RNA from Paramecium tetraurelia, 2325 nucleotides. RefSeq lists its product as uncharacterized. The record is from RefSeq and is a predicted model, not a curated record. NCBI's taxonomy places the organism in Eukaryota, Ciliophora, Oligohymenophorea, Peniculida, Parameciidae. The transcript has 4 exons.
AUGAUUACAUCAUUAGGUCACCAUAAAAUAGUCAUCACUAUAUCUAUCGAUAUUCCUUCUCUUUACAUUAAUUUGAUAAGUUUAAUUCUAAUUUCUCUAUUGAAUAUUCAAGUCUAAGCUAAAUCAUUAGUGUAUUCUCAUUUUUUUGGGAAUUUUGUUUACGAAAAUGAUUGGAUUGUUUAAAAUGGAGUUGGAGUUGUAAGUAAUUGUGGAACUUCAUAAAUAUUUGGUGGAUAUAAUAACUUUAAUUCUCAUACAAAUAUUAUCAAAAAUGUUAUGUUGCCAACUCAUGAAGCUAUCUCAUUAAAUUUCCGAUUUUGGGAUAUUGAUAAUUGGGGAAAUGAAAAAAUGGAAGUAAUGGUAAAUGAUCGUUUGGUUUUCACUGGUUAUUACAAUUCUGAAUGUACUAAAUCUAGUAUUUGUGGUACUCCAGGCCAUUGUUGGGGUGAUGAUAUCUUGAUCAUUCGAGUAAAUUCGCUUCAAUAAAAAUUAUUGGGAUAUGAAUCUUAUUGGGGAAUAUCUGAUUUUUAAUUAUGGGCAGAUCAAAAAAAUUAUAUUCUUAGUGAUGUUGAUGAUUGUUUUCAUGGUUGUAGCAAUUGUAUUAGUGAUAAGUGUGUUGAGUGUUUAAAAGAAUGGGAAUAUGAUAUAAUAUAAUAAACAUGCAUUCCUUUAUGCGGAGACUAAAUAAUUGUAGAGAAUGAAGAAUGUGAUGAUGGGAAUGAAGAAGAACAUGAUGGUUGUUUUCAAUGUAAAUUUUCUUGCCCAUUAUUUUGUAAAUAAUGUAAAUUUGGUUAAUGCUUCUAAUGCCAGUCAAAUUACAAUUUAAUUGAUCAAACAUGCAAAGAAACAAAUCAAAUUUAAGGUUAAACAUCAUAAGACAAAAUUUCAAUUUAGAUUUCUAACUUUUUAGAUUAUGGCAAUUAUUAUCACAAAUUAUUACAUGAUUAAUUUGCUAAUCCUUUACCAAUCUAUAAUUUUGAUUGUAAUUUGUAAACAUAUGAUAUAUUUGGAUAUUAUUAUCAUCAAUGUGAAACAAAAUUAAUAUAAAAUUGUUUACUUAGUCAAAUGAAGAUUUGUCUGGAAUGCGAAAACUUUUAUAAGCUAUCUUGGAAUAAGAAAGCAUGUAUUCCUAAAUGCGAGGAUGGAAUUACGGUUCAAUAUGAGUUUUGUGAUGAUUAGAAUAAUAUAUAAUUUGAUGGAUGUUACAAAUGCUAAACAAGUUGCUAAUUAGAAUGUAAAGAAUGUAUAGAAUAAUAAUGCUACGUAUGUAUUGAUGGAUGGUAAAUUAUAGAUAAUAAAUGUUAUCAAAUUUGUGGAGAUGGUUUAUUAGCUAUUUCUUCUAGAGAAUAAUGUGACGAUGGAAACUAUAAUCCUAAUGAUGGAUGUUAUGAUUGUAAAUUUAUAUGCGAUCAAAACUGUUUCUAAUGUUCUACUUCUAAUCUUUGUUUUUUAUGUUUUGAAAAUUUCGAAAUGGAUGAGAAUAAUUUAUGUAAACCAAUAUGUGGCGAUGGAAUCAUUGUGUAAGGAUUAGAGGAAUGUGAAGAUUUUAAUGAUAUUCCAUAUGAUGGUUGUUAUUUAUGUAUGUUUUAAUGUGAAGUUAAUUGUUCUAAAUGUUUGUAAGGUAUUUGUUAAGAAUGUGAUGAAGGAUAUGAUUUACUCGUAGAAGGAUGCAAAAAAAUAAUCAUUGCUAAUGAAAUUGAUGAUUUAGAUUUAUAAAAUAAAACAUUAUCAUGUGGAAAUGGUAAAUUAUCAAAUACAGAAUAGUGUGAUGAUGGAAAUCAAGAAAAUUAUGAUGGAUGUUCCAGUGGUUGUGAUAUAGAGGAACAUUGGAUUUGUAAUUUAGAAUAACCAAGUUAAUGCUUUUUAGAAACUAAUUCUAACUUGAUAUCUUAAAAUCAAACAGAAGGUCAUUAAUUUGUGUUAUUGUAGUUUUCUAAUCAAGUCAAAUAGAGUUCAAAAUUUAAUUUUACUGAAUCAAUCUUAUCAUAGAUAAUCAAUUUAAGUCAAGAUCAAUAUCAAAUCUCUAUAAAUUCAAUAGUGGAAGUUGAUGAGACUUAGUUUGCAAUGGCAGAAUAUGAAUUUGAAAUCUUAUUUUUAAAUCCUAUCUCAAUUUUACCAAAUUUAUCGAUCUCAAUUAAAUCAAAUUUAAUUGAUAGCAAUAAUAUGACAGUAGAUGUUUCAACUUAGACAAUUUUACUUUAACGGCCUGAAAUUUUAAAUUAGGAAUAAAUUAAUGUUGCCAAUAAAUUUUAAGCCCUUGGGAAUGAAUUAAUGAUAGGAUUAGGAGCUAUAAGCGUAUUUAUGUUAUUUUUUGGAAAUCCAUGA